Molecule: messenger RNA, 1859 nt
Organism: Lucilia cuprina (Australian sheep blowfly)
Lineage: Eukaryota; Metazoa; Arthropoda; Insecta; Diptera; Calliphoridae
Product: cleft lip and palate transmembrane protein 1-like protein
Exons: 3
Coding region: 97-1788 (563 amino acids)
Cellular component (GO): membrane; endomembrane system
Source: RefSeq, a predicted model, not a curated record
UCUGAACACAGCUGUUCGGCAUUUUUUCAUUUCUACUUUUAAGGCGUUUUCUGUUUGUUCUUUAUAAUUAAUGGAAAAAUAUUAAUUAAUAUUUAAAUGAAAAUGGGUUUUCCAUCGAUCACCACAAUUUUGGGAGUAGCCUUUCUCGGCUACAUCGGUCACUCAAUGUGGAUGAUGGCCCAAUUGUUUACCACACUCAAGUGUAGUGACAUUCCUUGCUACACUUCCUUUCUGACAAAUAAACCACGUAUGCAAGUAGCUCUAUUUACCUCCACCAGUGCAAAUCCCAUUUCUGCUGAGGUUACUAAACUGGAAUCGUUAAAGAAUUUCAAUUACUGGGAACAUUAUGAAAAAGACUAUGAAAUUCAAGUACCGGCAAAGACAAGACGCAAUGGCACAUUGCACUUACAAGUAGUAUUGGCUUUAGAAGGUGAACCAUUGGAAUGGAAGACACUUAAAAGAGAUGGACCCACUGUAAUACAUAGUUUAAGUAUUACCGAGUACAUGGUUCCAAAAGCUGAAGCCUUUAAUUUAUUAGGAGAGAGUGGUAAUAAGGACCAACAGAAAGAACCAAAAGCAAAGAAAAAUUCAGCUGCAUCAGUUAAACCCAAAACUCAUAUUAUGUCUGAAGUACAUGUAUCUUUGCUUACCGAUCUGAUCUCAUUAUCUGCUAAAGAUGUUCCACCUGAAAUGGCACAGUUGAUACAUGUCAAUCGACAUCAACAGAUUUUACCCAUUUUGAAGACUGAUUUUUUUAAUAUACGCAUGAAAAAUUUAGUUCCAGUUAAUCGUAAUAUGACCACAUUUACUAUAACAUUUCAUUUCCGUCCCAUGAGUAUUGGUAAAUUACGUCUAAUGCUUAUGAUAGAGCAUGCAAUGAAGAUGAUGCUUCAAAUGGGUUUCACCAAAAACGAUAUUGAAGAAGUUAAAUCAGUACUGUCUGACACUAAUCUAUAUUUUCUUUUGGCCACUAUAUUUCUUGCCAGUGUUCAUACUCUUUUUGAUUUUCUUUCCUUUAAAAACGAUGUAAUAUUUUGGCGCCAACGAAAGUCUUAUCAAGGUCUCUCAAUGCGCACUACACUUUGGCGUUGUUUUUCACAGAUCGUUAUAUUUUUGUACUUGUUGGAGGAGAAAAGCUCUUUAUUGGUCUCAAUACCAGCGGGAGUUGGAGUUUUAAUUGAAUUAUGGAAAUGCAAAAAAAUUCUCAAACUAGAAGUCACAUUAAGGGGCAUACACAAACGUUCAGAUGAAGGUGAGGCAAAAGCAAUUGGUACCGCAGAAUCGAAGACCGAAGAAUUCGAUAAACAAGGCAUGCGCUAUCUCAGCUAUUUAUUGUAUCCCUUAUGCAUUGCUGGUGCAGUGUAUUCAUUAAUUUAUCAACCUCAUCGUAGUUGGUAUUCUUGGACAUUGAAUUCUCUGGUUAAAGGCGUCUAUGCAUUCGGUUUCCUCUUUAUGCUUCCUCAAUUGUUUGUUAACUAUAAACUUAAGUCUGUGGCGGAUCUGCCAUGGCGCGCAUUUAUGUAUAAAGCAUUUAUAACAUUUAUUGAUGAUGUAUUUGCCUUUAUUAUAACUAUGCCAACUGCCCACCGUGUUGCAUGUCUACGUGAUGAUGUUGUAUUCCUUAUAUAUCUGUAUCAACGUUGGCUGUAUCCCGUUGACAAGAAACGUCUUGAUACUGGCCUUACUAUCGAAGAGACGUUGGAUAAUGAGGAUUUGACUCAGCGUCUGAUGGAAAAUGCAACAGAGACUACUGCCACUACUAGUGUAGAAGAUAAAAAACUUAAAUAAAUAAAUGUAGAAGACUUUUUUAAUUUUAAUAAUAUUUUAAUAAAUACAUUCCAUAUUUUAAUGUAGACAAA